UUGUAAUCACUGCUGUUUCUCUGUUUCGGCUGUUCUGAUUGGCCAGUAGCUCUAAAUAUCAUUUCCGGGUCAGCAGCUACAGGUUGCUAAGAAGUUGGUGCAGAAGACACGUCAGCUGGCUGGAAAACCAGCACAAACUGUGACACCUGCUCAUAAAGCACAAUGUCAUAAACCUCUGCGCUGCAUUUAAACGCGCGCUGCCGAAUGUUACAGUGAAGAAGAAAUCGGCUGCUGUAGCGUCUCUCGUGCUGAGAUUGAGAGCGAGGUCAGCAUCACUCAGUCUGGACUCAUCCGACACGACCCACACGAGAUGAUCAGACCAGCAGCGCGGCGGUGUCUUGGAUGAGAGAGCUCACCGGAUCGGCGCUUUUGUCUUCCGCACCCUGCUGGACAUGUCGUCCCCGUCGCCGGUGCAGAUCAGAGAGGCGAACGCGCACCUGGCGGCGCUGCACGGGCGGGUCACGGACCUGGAGCACAGGCUGGAGGAAGCGGAGAGAACCGUGCGGGAGCAGGCCGAGAGUCUCAUCCGCAAAGAUGAGCAGCUGAGAGCUGCCACGCAAGAAAUCACGGAGGCCAAGGACAAAGAGAUUUUCUUCCUCCACGAGAAGCUUUGUCAAUCAGAGGAAUCCAUCCAUAAACUCAACCAAACGAUUAAGGAAAAAGAUUCUCUAAUCGGACAGUUACAACACCGAUGUCAGUUGCUGGACAGCAUUUGCAAAAGCCGUCCAUUACUGGACAGCAUGCUGGCCCAGAUGGCCGAGGCAGAGAGGAUGGGGCCUGUCAUUGACCUGGGGAAGCCCACGACCAACAGCUCUCUCACGGACGGAGAGUCCAACUGCAGCCUCUCCAACCACAAAGACUUCUCCCUCAGCGAGGACGACUCUGACGAUCAGGAAUUAGAUGGGGUUGUGUUUGGGACCACAGUAUGAGAGUCUCAGUUCAACUGCUCCUCGUCUCAGGUUUAGCAGCCUGUGUGUUUUGAUAGUUACAACUGAUUCGAUGUCUGGUUAAAAAUAUCCAUUGUAUCAUAAUGCAGGUUACUGGAGUGUGAAUGGGAUUCUACUGUAAAGAGAGAAUGCCUGGUCAAUUCUAGUUAAAUCUAUGCGCAAAUUGAUGCAAGUAUGCCACAUAUCUUAUAGAUUUGUCCCUCAGACCUCUUCAGUUCUCAUUACUGAAUGGAACAGGAGUGUUUUUUUUUUUGUUUUUUUUUAAAGGUUCAGUUUAAGAUGGUCUAACUAGUUUUUAUUUUGGUUGUUAACUUGUUUUAUUCAUCCCUUUUUAACUUUAAAUUUGCAUAUGCUCUGAUAUUUUUCUCAGCUGUUUAUACCUUAUGGAUUUAUUGCAUUACCUGAAUAUUAGAGAAGAAUGUUUUAAAAAUGUACAUUGUAAUUACCUGUUACAUGCAGUCCAUCUGCAUUUUUUUUUUUUUUUUUUUUUUUUAUCCAGUCCUGUUUUACAAAGAGCAUCUGGGAAAAUGUUUUGGAGAUGCAAUAUACUCUGAAGUUGCAUGUUUGCUGUUUUGUUGAAGCCUCUCGGUGAACAAUUUCAGCAGUCAUUGACAAUGUACAGUACAUAUGAUGGAUUCUGGUUUAGCUUAGAUUUUCUGUCAUGCAUAUGUGAAUUUUAGUUGUUACAUUUUGUUGUUACAAAGUAAAACAGUGCCUAAAAGACUCAUGGUUGCUUGUUUGAUGGAAUUAUUUAUUCAGAAAAAUUCUAAUAAAUUAUUUUGUUAUUCUUCA
Messenger RNA from Cyprinus carpio (common carp), 1739 nucleotides. Its product is annotated as vimentin-type intermediate filament-associated coiled-coil protein-like. The record is from RefSeq and is a predicted model, not a curated record. Lineage: Eukaryota; Metazoa; Chordata; Actinopteri; Cypriniformes; Cyprinidae.